This is a messenger RNA of Sceloporus undulatus (fence lizard), 2530 nucleotides long. It is a transcript of the gene NUDC, whose product is annotated as nuclear distribution C, dynein complex regulator. The transcript is spliced from 9 exons. Gene Ontology annotation, biological process: protein folding. Gene Ontology annotation, cellular component: cytoplasm. The coding region runs from base 102 to 1130 and encodes 342 amino acids. The record is from RefSeq and is a predicted model, not a curated record. NCBI's taxonomy places the organism in Eukaryota, Metazoa, Chordata, Lepidosauria, Squamata, Phrynosomatidae.
GGUUCCGCUUCCGGCCAGGAGACGGUGCGUGUGGCGACUGGCGAGGGCAGUUGGGGCUGUCUGUUGGAGACUAGGCUGCGAAGAGGAAGGAGGCGCAGAAGAUGGGGGCCAGCGGCGAGGAAGCGGCGGAGAGCGAGGAGCGCUUCGACGGGAUGCUGCUGGCCAUGGCUCAGCAGCACCAGGGCGGCGUCAGGGAGCUUGUGAACACCUUUUUCAGCUUCUUGAGACGCAAGACUGAUUUCUUUGUUGGAGGAGAAGAGGGUGCUGCUGAGAAGUUAAUCACAGAGACUUUCAGCCGUCACAACAAGCUGGCUCAGAAAGCACAGAAAGAGAAGAAGACCCGUCAAGAGGCAGAGCAGAAGGAGAAAGCAGAACGUGCUACUAAACUUGCCAAAGAAAAAAAACAAGAAGUCAGUGAGCCACGGAUUAAGGAGCUUACAGAUGAAGAGGCAGAAAGGUUGCAGCUGGAAAUUGAUCAGAAAAAUGAGAAAAAAGAAAGUGUGGCUCAGAAUGUCCCAGUUGAAUCUACAGAAAAUUCAAUGGAAACUCCAGAGUCCAGCAAGCAGGAUACAGAUGAAGAGGAAGAAGAUGAGAAGGACAAAGGCAAGCUGAAACCAAACUCUGGGAAUGGAGCAGACCUUCCAAACUACAGAUGGACGCAGACCCUCUCUGAACUAGAUCUGGUUGUCCCAUUCAAAGUGAACUUCAAGCUGAAGGGAAAGGAUAUGAUAGUUGAUGUACAGAGACGACACCUAAAGGUGGGAUUGAAGGGCCACCCCCCUGUCAUUGACGCAGUCUUAUACAAUGAGGUGAAAGUGGAGGAGAGCUCAUGGUUGAUUGAGGAUGGAAAAAUAGUCACUGUGCACUUGGAGAAGAUCAACAAGAUGGAAUGGUGGAACAAGUUAGUUCAAACAGACCCUGAGAUUAACACCAAGAAAAUUAACCCAGAGAACUCAAAGCUAUCAGACUUGGACAGUGAAACACGUAGCAUGGUGGAGAAAAUGAUGUACGAUCAGCGGCAGAAAUCAAUGGGUCUCCCCACAUCUGAUGAACAGAAGAAGCAGGACAUAUUGAAAAAGUUCAUGGAACAACAUCCAGAAAUGGAUUUCUCCAAAGCAAAAUUCAACUGAUACGCUCCCCACCACCAACACCACCUUUUUUUUUCUUUUCCCCUUUCUCCAGUCAACCUUUAAAGUUCAAAAGAAGCUCAAGCAGGACAGUAUGUUACUUUCUGUGGGAUGCUGUGAAUGCUCAUAUUGUCCCAGAGUGAAUUUUUCAUAUAAAAAAUAGCUGUGCUGUUUAAUCCAUGUGGCCACCUGCCUAGGCUUCUGGAUUUAUCACAGCUUUAUUUAUCAUCUGAAGCCUGUUUUAGUUCUGUAUAAAUAAGUCAGGGAGGGUUAGAAGUGAAGCAAAAAAGAGGACUCAUAGUGGAAAUCAUGGAUUUCCCUUGGGUCUCUUUAUUCUGACAGGUUUACAUUUGGCUGUUUGAGGCACUGGAGAUUCAACCUUGCUCAUCCACUGCUCUUUUAGCUCCUGCUUUUGAACUGAGGACUGAGCAUCCUUCCUUAAACACAAUGAUCAAUCCAUUCAGCAUUCCUACUCUAGGAGGCCUGCUCCAAGCCAAGCAACCCCUGCCAAACGUUAAGUCAGUGCAGCACCUCUGAGAGUAGUUUCAUACAGAAAGCACUGGCAGAUGAAUCCAUGAUUGUCUCAUGCUUGUUGUAUGUAUACCAUAAUCUCUAAAGGGGAGACGCUAUUUAGGAGUGAUGUGCCCAUAGUUUGCUCAGUUUCCUACUUGGCAUUACUGUAAAAGCACAGAAAGCAGCAGCAUGAAUACUACUUGUGUCUGUGUCAUUGCUUUUUCAAAUCCCCAGAUUUAAUUUUGGAGGCAUGUACAUGGUAGAGAGAGACUACCAUGUGUAUAUUGUGGGCUGAAAUGCGAGAACUGUUUAGGCCAGUAGCAGUUACAACAGAAUCUGGUAUUUUGCUCCUGCUUUCUUCAGAUCAAAUGGAUUUGUCCUCAGCCAUUCCUGCCAGGCCCUGUUGUAAUAAUCUCGGAGCUUCAGUGUCCCAAAUGCUUGUGCGGUUGUGUUGCAAUACUGUUUUGGCUUUAGAAAAUCUGAUUUUAGGGAUAGCUAGGCUUGUUGUUAAAUGUCUGAAUACUUCAAGGAGGUUGACUUGUACUUUGCUUAAAUUAAUUGAUGAAUGUGAACUCUGCAGAAAUUUUUCCACAGCUUUCUCUGACCUGACAUCUUCCUAAUGUGCUGAACUGCCACCCGUUGUUCUCAGACACCAUGGCUGGGAAUGAUGAGACUUGCAGUCCAACACAUCUGGCAGCCAAGUGGUUGAGGAACGCUGUCUUAUCAUUACAGUAACAGCUGGCAAGUGGAUUUUUUGCUAUCAACGGGGCACAUUGGAUGGCAAGUAGAUCUCUGACUUGCUGGGAGAUAGUUAUCCUCCUUGCUUUCUCCUCCUUCAUUGCUUAAACAGCUUGUAUUCUGCAUGUACAAUUAAAAAGGCUAUGUUUUCA